CAGCACUUAAUGAAAAACAAAGCUACCUGGCAAAAAAAUAAAAAAUGGAGAAAACUGUCAAAAAUUUUACAAAAACGUGUAAUGCGGAAGCGUCUGGGUUUAUAAUAGGUUUUUUUAUUAUUUUAAUUGCUUGAAAAUCGCGUAUAUUAAAUAAUUUAUACAUCAGAAAGCGGCAGCGUCUAUUUAGUCACAAAAGAAAAUAUGGGAUCCUCAAAAAAACACAAGAAACACAAAUCUGAACGACGUGAAAAAUAUGAAGAGUAUAGCAAUAAUAUGGACCCUUCACAGCUGCAGCGCGGCUUGAAACUAAUUUUGAAAGUAGGCUCAAAUUCCACACCUGAAUACAGCGGUGGUUCGCCGCUUGCGGGUCCACCUACUGCAGCAGAGGCAAUGAUGUCUGCUGCGCCAAGUAGUCCUGUAGCUGAUGACCUUCCGCCAGCGGAAGAGUAUUAUGGUGAAAAGCAUAAAAAAUCUAAGAAGAAGAAGAAAAAGAAGGAUCGUGAAAAGAAACAUAAACACCAUAAAGAAAAACGUCACCGCAGCGAGCGUCAUGAGCAGACUAGUGGUGGCGAAAGACGCGAUGCUUCUGUCGAGGUGCCAAACGAAGAUAUUAAGCUGGAAGAUAUACCACCGGCUACGAUUUCGACAGUACAACGCAGCCCGAGAAAUGUGGCGCCUCCACCUGUAAUAGAUGGUGAUUCCAGCCAAGAUGGUUUCAGCUUUAUGGAAGAUGGCGAUUCACAGCCAUUACCGGAGAAUAUACUGCUGUAUGCUGGCAUAACCACAGAUAAUUCGCCAUCUUGUCGUCCGGUCUCAAAGCCCAUUGUACCACGAAAAACUGAGGAUAUGCUACUAGAUUCACCGGCAUCAUCAUCGUUACAAUCUUCAUCUUUGGGUGUGGGUGCUUUAGGAGUUAGUAGUCCAACCAAACCUUUGCCUGAUCUUCUCAUUCCGUCGCCAUCAGCUUCGACUGCAGCUUCCACACCGGGUGGCACAAGUUCUUUAGCGGCACUUACACCGAAACAAUUAGAGGCACCAAAAACGCCAAGUUCAUCAAGCGAAUCUGGCCGUGAACCUCGCACUUGUGUACUUAAGCUUAAACAACAAAAAUCGCCUCUGAAUAAGUUAUUAGAUCAUUUACUACGUUUUUUGGAAAAAAGAGAUCCCCACCAAUUCUUUGCUUGGCCUGUCACCGAUGAUAUAGCUCCCGGCUAUUCGUCAAUAAUUACUAAGCCUAUGGAUUUCUCAACAAUACGUCAAAAAAUAGAUGAUAGCGAGUACGGUACUCUGACAGAAUUCACCGACGAUUUUAAAUUGAUGUGCGAGAAUGCUAUCCGUUAUAACCAUGUUGAUACUGUUUAUCAUAAAGCCGCCAAACGGCUACUACAAGUGGGCAGCAAGCAUCUCUUGCCUGAAAAUCUUUUGCGUAGCCUGAAACCGUUAUCCGGCUACUUGCGUGAUUUGACUGCGAAAGAACUUGGUUUUGAUUUACAUGGAGAUUUUGGUAAUUAUGACCAUCAUGGCACAAUUGACUCAGCAGAUGAAGGUGCUUCCACCGGUGCAGAGGAACAAACUCCAGCGCAGUUGGAAGAGGAAGAGAAGAGACGUGCCAUUCGUUUAGAGAAUGAACCGAAGACCCGCUUUGAACCAUAUGUGGAUGACCUCACCUCAGAAGAGAUAUUAGCGCAAGUGCAAGGCGCAGCACGGGCUGCUAAGAAGCGGUUGUCAGCAAAAGAAAAGGCACAUAAGAUGGGUUUCUUGCGGCAGAACAAAGAUGGGACGACCUCUUUGAACGUGCUACUUAAAGAAGAGAAUGAAGGGCCAGAAAAGGUUGUUAGUCUUGGCGAAUUGGUAGGUAAAUUGGAAUCAGGAUCAGGACAACUAUAUUACUCGUGUGAGGACAAACGAAACGAAGCGAAAAUGGUGAAGCCACUUAAUUAUGGUGCUUUUGCAUCUUUCGCACCUAGCUUUGAUUCACGUUUCUCUAAUUUAAGCCGAGAAGAAACGCAGUUGGUUAUGAGAACAUAUGGGGAUGCUACAAGCACAGAGUAUGCUGAGAGCAUUUUAGAAUUUACCAAGGAUUCCAAUUAUGCAUCCAUGCUAGCCAAUGGCCUAUUAGACAUACUCACUAAUGGUGAACACAGCAAAGCAAUGUCCGAUCUUUAUGAUAUGCAAGUACAAAAUCAUGAGCAACAUGAAGUAUUCAAGUGCUUUAGUGCAUCCGGCGGCUUUGGUUGUCUUCAAACGGUAACUCCCACAGCAUCGGAAACUCGCGAGCAAAUCGAGGAAGAAUAUGAAAAGUACAAAAAUACUCGUAUUGAUUUCAAUCGUUUACGUACACUCAAAGAUCUUGGCAUAGAUAUAGAAUUUCUGGAUAAUAUCGAAGCGGAAAUGAAAAAUUUCGAAUUGACUCGCCGUCUGCAGGAGCAUUUAAGCAACAAUUUAAAUUUAAUAGAGAAGUUGCGCGCUACGCAACACGAGCGACUUUCACAGCCAUUGCCGCAGCACUUGGCUUUCGUACCGCAAGCUAGCGCCGAAGAACUGCAUCUGGCGCAUCAAAUUAGCCAACAGCUCGGUGAUGUUGCAAAGAAAUUGCCGCCGUCAGCUGUGGUUGAUCCCUAUAGUCUGCGUAAAGCAAUGGGCAUGUCAAAUGUGGGUCUGCCACCGCCGCCACCACCAACUACCCAACGCGUGCCCUUGCCCGAGGUGCUUCAACAACCAGUGUCAUUGCCGCCGUUACAGCUAGGAUCUCAAAACUCAACUCUAAAUAUUUCAGAUGAAAAUACAGCAGCUGCAGCUCUGCCCAUGGAAAUAGAUGAUGAAGAGUUGCGCGAAAUUUUAGAGAGCGGCAACAGCGACAUGCAUGCAUCUACAAACGCAGAUGAAAAUCCUUGGUUAUAGAGAGUUAACCACAGAAAAUUAAUUAAUUUUUAUUAUAAUUUUAUUAUUUCAUUAUACAGUAAAACCCGCUUAAGUACCUAACC
Messenger RNA from Rhagoletis pomonella (apple maggot), 2984 nucleotides. It is a transcript of the gene Brd7-9, whose product is annotated as bromodomain-containing protein 7. Gene Ontology annotation, biological process: regulation of transcription by RNA polymerase II. The coding region runs from base 202 to 2901 and encodes 899 amino acids. NCBI's taxonomy places the organism in Eukaryota, Metazoa, Arthropoda, Insecta, Diptera, Tephritidae. Gene Ontology annotation, cellular component: nucleus. The record is from RefSeq and is a predicted model, not a curated record. The transcript is spliced from 5 exons.